Molecule: messenger RNA, 987 nt
Organism: Pyricularia pennisetigena
Lineage: Eukaryota; Fungi; Ascomycota; Sordariomycetes; Magnaporthales; Pyriculariaceae
Exons: 1
Coding region: 1-987 (328 amino acids)
Source: RefSeq, a predicted model, not a curated record
AUGAAGACCACCGGAACCAUCACCACCGUCCUGCUCGGCAUGGCCUCGCUUACCAGCGCCCAUUACGCCUUCGACAAGACCGAGCUUAACGGCAAGCAGGUCGGCGGAGACAAUGCUUCUAUCCGCAAGCACCAGAACGGCUUCAUGCCCAUCAAGUUCAACAAGACGCCCGAGGGAUCCAUCACCCCGACAGUCGCCGACUUUGCCUGCAACAAGGGCGCCGUUGGUGCCAAGGACGUCCUCAAGGUCAAGGCCGGCGACAAGGUUGCCAUGAGGCAGGGCUUCGGGGCCAACGGCAUGCUGCACCCCGGCCCGGCCCAGGUUUACGUGUCGCCGGUCGCCAACGCCAAGACGGACAACGGAGAGGACUGGUACAAGAUCCACCAGAGCCUGAUCUGCAAGCAGGGAAGCGCCGAGAGCCUCCGCACCGACGCCUGGUGCAGCUGGGGCGAGAACAACGUCAACGCCAUCAUCCCCGCCACCAUCCCCGACGGCCAGUACCUCCUCCGCGGCGAGCACAUUGGUCUGCACGGCGCCCACGACGGUCAGGCCGAGUUCUACGUCGCCUGCAUGCAGAUCGAGGUGACUGGCAACUCGGCCACCAGCAUGCCCGGCACCAGCGCCAAGAUCCCCGGCAUCUACAAGUCCACUGACAAGGCCGUCAACUUCAGCGUCUGGGGCAGCUCGACCAGCUACGACGUCUCCCCUGGCCCUGACGUCAUCCCCGGCGGUACCAUUCGUGGCUCGGCCAACGGUGCCGGUGGCGACAAGACCACCACUGUCUCUGGCGGUGGCGCCUCUGCCGCUGCCUCCAACGGCAACAACAACAACAACAACAACAACAAGAACACUAGCGGCACCAAGAGCAUCAAGCAAGUCAAGUCCAAUGCGCAGGAGGAUUCUGCCGAGUGCAACGGCCGCCGCCGCCGCUCUCUGCCCAGGCGUGCGGCUGAGCAGCUUGUCGAUGAGGAGCUGCAGUUCGAGUAA